Molecule: messenger RNA, 1365 nt
Organism: Gasterosteus aculeatus aculeatus (three-spined stickleback)
Lineage: Eukaryota; Metazoa; Chordata; Actinopteri; Perciformes; Gasterosteidae
Gene: slc25a45
Product: solute carrier family 25 member 45
Biological process (GO): transmembrane transport
Cellular component (GO): mitochondrion
Molecular function (GO): transmembrane transporter activity
Source: RefSeq, a predicted model, not a curated record
GGUGGCUUUUAUUCCGACAGACAGACGAGUCCAGCAGGAAAAGCCCCUGUAAAUACAUGUGGAUUGCUUCGGGACUCGAUUCCAUGGAUGCAGAUGAAGUCAAAGAUCGUUUAUGUACGCUGACAUUGAGGGAAAACGGAUUACAUUGAGCACGAGUAUCCUGAAGGAACAGCGAGUUUGUCACAUCGUGCAAGGCAUGCCUUUCAUGGAAUUCAUAGCUGGGAGCCUUUCCGGUGCACUCGGACUGGCAGUGGGCCAUCCAUUAGACACUGUGAAGGUGCGUCUGCAGGCCCAGUCUGUGUAUACAGGGAUAUUUCACUGUAUGUCUAAAACAUACUCUAAAGAAGGGCUCCAUGGAUUCUUCAAAGGUAUGGCUUUCCCCGUGCUGACCACUGGCAUCACCAACUCUGUUGUCUUUGGCUCUUACAGUAAUGCCUUAGAUCACCUCACUCAGUCUCAGCAGGGGGGCCGCGGCCACGGAAAAGCGGCCUCCGCUGCACAGGUCUUCACUGCCGGCUGCUUCUCGGGCCUGAUGCAGGUGGGUGCGUACGCCCCCAUCGACCUGGUGAAGGUGCGUCUGCAGAAUCAAACCGGCGUCGGCAGAUACCGAGGACCCGUCCACUGUGUCGCCGUCAUCCUGAGGGAAGAGGGGCCCAGGGGUCUGUUCAGGGGGGGGCUGGCCGUGGCCCUGAGGGACGUACCCUGCUACGGCCUCUACUUUCUGCCCUACGAGGUCACUCGGAAGGCUCUGACCAGGAGCGGCGAAGAGCCAGGUACGUUUGCAACCAUAAUGGCGGGCGGCUUGGCCGGCGUGGUGACCUGGUCCUUCGCCACGCCCAUGGAUGUGGUCAAAGCCCGGCUCCAGAUGUCAGGGGCCGGCGGCAGGGAGUACAGGGGGGUCCUGCACUGCAUCGCAGCCAGCUACAGGGAGGAGGGAUUGAGGGUCUUCUACAAAGGCCUCCUGCUCAACAGCCUGAGGGCUUUCCCAGUGAACGCCGUCACGUUCCUCAGCUACGAGAGUCUGAUGAGUCUGUACUGUCCACCCCCGAGAUGAGGCGCCCUCCCAGCGGGGCGGGGGGGCUUUAAUAUGCAAACGCAGUUUGAGUGCAGGUCAGAUACCCUCUGAGUUGCUUAACAUCAGCGUAACAGUCUGACGUGUGGACAGUUUUAAGAUGAGGUGAAACUUCUACAAAGACUCCAACGAAGCCCACGUGGUUCUGGACGUGUAUAUAUAUAUAUUUCUCUGUACAUGACAAAAUAUGAAGGUAUAACCUUAACCGGAGAUGUUCACCAUACGUUUUCAUUACACAAUAAAGUAAAUGAUUUUUCGUGAUAAAUAAAUACAGAGAAUGUGUCUCAUUUUAA